AUUUUGCUAAAAAGAAACGUUUUUAUCCAGAAUGUUUCUACGAUAUGAUCAUCUACACAGAUGCGCGUAUCUAAAAGAUUACAAGCAAUAUUAAUAUUCUACAAGUUGAGAAAAUAAUUAAUGCAACAUAAAUCACAUAUAUGCAAUAUAUAUAACUCGUUUGCUUGAAUAAUCUUUUAUAUUUCGAAUUAUUAUAUAUUGACAAUAUUAUUGAUUUUUCUACAUUAAAUUAUAUGCCGUUUGGUAUACAUAAUCUGAUUUGUCAACUAAUUACUCAUUUUAUCCAUUUGUUUAUUUGAGAAAAAAAGCACGCUUUAAAAAUAUAUUUUCUUUUUUUUAGCAACGUUGCUUUAUUGAAAAAAAAUUGUGAUUAAUUUGAUCUGAGUGUUACGAUGAUAUGUGUAAACCAUUGUACAUAUAUUGCUUUAGGCUUAGGCGAUAUAGAAGAAAUGGAAAGGGAUAUAUAAAAGAAAGUUGUCCGUUCGAAGACUUUCGAGUUAUCGGUCUCAUUUUCGAUUCAUUCAAGUUUUAUCCGGCCACGCGAACAGUUCUCUUUAUCCAAAACUUCAGUGAUGUACGAGGAUUAAUGCGUCCCGAAUUUCGUGUCAAGAAAAAACACGAAUUGACACAAUAUUAAUAACAAUCUAAAAUCGACGAAUAUUAUUGUUGGUGAUAUCUAACGAGUUUAUAUUUUAUAUCGUACAUUUUUCAAAUGUGUGGUAUGAAACUUUUGCUUGUAAAGUUAUUAAAGUGAUUAAAGUAGGAAUUAAAAAAAAAAAUUAUUUUACAGAAAAUGAUAAAUUAACAAAUACCAGUUGGUAAAAAAAGAGAUGAUGAAAAGAAUCUCUAGGAGAUGUCAUUCCAUUUCAGUACAAAGAUAAAUCAACUAUGCAUAACAUUUAAUCACUAAUUUAAUUAAAGUGAAUUAAGUGUAUUGGGGCAUUCAUUCGUAUUAAUUAAAGGAAUAUUCCACAUUAUAUACGAAAAUGCAGCUAUCUGUAAUUAUUGUGCUUUUUGCCUUAAUAUUGGAAUUCGUGGAAUUUAGUGAAACCUACAAAAUUAUAAGACCAUAUAAAUUUUACAAUCGCCAUUCAUGGCGACCACCACGAUGGCAUCCGCUUCCAAAACCCCGGAAACACUAUCAUCCCAUAAAAAAACAACCGCCUAAAUAUCACUCUUACGAACCAGACUAUCACAGAUAUGCACCGCAUCAUGAGGAGUCAGUAGAUACAUAUGACGAUGACAAACCUUAUGUCGUAAUCAUACAAUUUCCACAAAAAAACGAAAAGAAGAAGCAUCGCUCCCAUCAGCGUCAACAUAUUUUAGAUUCUCCGCGAGAUAUUGAUUAUAUUGACGACGAUGACGACAAUGAUGAAUUGAAAGUAUAUGAGUUGGAUGACAAAGGAGCGCAAAUAAAAAUAAACCACUAA
Formica exsecta is the source of this 1430-nucleotide messenger RNA. RefSeq lists its product as uncharacterized. Lineage: Eukaryota; Metazoa; Arthropoda; Insecta; Hymenoptera; Formicidae. Bases 987 to 1430 code for a protein of 147 amino acids. The transcript is spliced from 3 exons. The record is from RefSeq and is a predicted model, not a curated record.